This is a messenger RNA of Lobosporangium transversale, 1860 nucleotides long. RefSeq names its product thioredoxin-like protein. Gene Ontology annotation, cellular component: endoplasmic reticulum. NCBI's taxonomy places the organism in Eukaryota, Fungi, Mortierellomycota, Mortierellomycetes, Mortierellales, Mortierellaceae. The record is from RefSeq and is a predicted model, not a curated record. Gene Ontology annotation, molecular function: protein disulfide isomerase activity. The transcript has 5 exons. Bases 40 to 1713 code for a protein of 557 amino acids.
ACCUCAUUUCUCAUCCUCUUUAACCUCGACUAAAACGAAAUGUUCAUUCGCAGCAUUCUCUGCGCAACCGUGGCCAUCACGCUUUGCACAUCCGGCACACACGCCUCUGCCGCCUCAAAGAGCUUGACAAGCUCCGAUUUUGCAGCUGCCAUCGCUGACGGUGCAACCUUCGUCAAGUUCUACUCACCAGAAUGCCCUCAUAGUCAGAAUCUCGCACCGACGUGGGAGCAGUUGGCAAUGGAUCAUAAGGACUGGAGCCGCGCUAGAGGGUUCAAAUUUGCUGAGGUCGACUGUUUGGCUCAAGGAGAUCUUUGUGAGGACAACGACGUUGUUUCCUACCCAACUAUGCAACUGUAUUAUAAAGGAAAGCCCGUAGCAAAAUACAACAAGAGGAGAACGAGCGAGUUGCUGAAUGAGUAUGUAGCAUCAAUGUCGGCUGAAUACAUCAAUGUGCCUUCGAAUAUCAGCACCAAAGAAGUAGGGGAAGUUAAGGUUAAUCCUUUUGGAAAAGUAAUUGUACUGGAUAAGGAGAGCUAUGACAGGCGUACCAGGUUUGGCCCCUGGUUGAUUGAAUACUAUGCUCCUUGGUGUGGACACUGCAAGAACCUGGCUCCUAUCUAUGAAGAGCUUGCGGGAGCCCUCAAGGAUAAGGUUAACGUUGCCAAGGUUGAUUGCACACAGAAUCAAGCAAUCUGCAUGAGUGAAGAGGUCAGGGGAUAUCCUACGAUCAAGCUCCGUCAAUAUGGCCAGUCGAUUGAAUAUAUGAAGCAUCGCACCCUCCAACAUUUGUCCGACUUUGCUCUCGGGGCCAUCGUGCCCUCUGUCAAAUCUAUCACAGCAAAAGACCUCAAUGACAUAAAAAAUAAUAACGACGUUGCUUAUGUUUUCGUCCAUGACUCUAAAGUUAAUCCCGAUAUCAAAGCCUUGAUUGACAGGACUUCUCAGACCUUUUACGAACAGAUUGCAUUGCAUGGAGCAGAUGAUACUGAGCUUGCCCAUCAGCUGUCUGUUUCUAGCCCUGCUCUUGUAGCCUUAAAAGACAAUCGCCAGUACCAAUAUCAAGGAUCUUUGACGGAUGAGGCAGCAGUGAAGGCUUGGAUCAAAGAGACUAAAAACCCUUUAGUGACCACCCUCACAAACGAGAACACAGGGACGGUUCUAUCCAAACACGGCUGGACUGUCAUUGGUCUCUUUGACCCAUCGAACCCCGCUACAGAGAACGCCCGUCGUGAAUUGAUUGAGACUGCAUACCAGUAUUAUGCAACAAUCGCAGACCGUACUACCUUGGAUGGCCAGCCUUUACGCUUUGUGAUCUUGGAUGCACCCAAAUGGGAGGGCUAUGUCCGUGGUGCUUUAAAACUAGACUUAGCAAGCUUGCCUGCCGUCUUGGUGAUCAACAGUCGUGAGGAGAUUUACUACCCGUAUGGCUUGGAUGGUCGCCGUGUACCUGUUGAGCAAAGCUCAUUGUUGAACUACAUUUCCGAGGUUGAGUCUGGACUGCUAACGCCCAAGUCAAUGCUGAGCCUACCUCAAAAGGGCUUCAGAUACCUGAAUGGACGGGCCCGCGAAUUGAUUCGGUUCUCAGGCGAGCAUCCCAUGAUUGCCAUGGCUGUAGGAUCGGCUUUCCUCUUGGCGAUUAUGAGAAAAUUCCCUGCGAAAUCACCUGAAGCACAGAAGGAAGAAGCUGAUGGCAAAGAUAUCAAACAAGAUUAGAAAUACCUUUUUUUUUUGACUUUAUUUAUUUUUAUCAACGUUGACGAGGAUAUUGCUGCUCUACUCAAGAGUGUCUUUGGCGUAACAUAAUGAAAUAUAGAAAAAUAUCCUUGUAGUCUCUAUGUCUGGCAAUCAACGAAAUAAACC